AUGCCAGUGAUUUCUCCCACCACGCCCAUCAACACCUUUGUCGACCGGGAUACGAUUACCAAUUCCACGAAUGCCACCGUUGCGGAUGCUCUACAGGUCGUAUGUGCGUGGCCCGUAUCGGGGCAGUACGGAGCCGGCUCGCGGGUGCUCUACUAUAUCCUCGUGGCUGUGUGCGUAUUUGCUCGAAAGGCAGAAUGGCUCCGGAGCGCCGGCUUAGCAGCUGCCUUGCUUGUUCCCGCCGUCGCGGCCCUCCACGCCAUUGUCCUUGCUGCCGUCCACGUCGAUGGCGCGGUUGAUAUGGACGUCUAUGGUGCCUUCCAACUGUGUUCCAUCGGCAUUCUGGCUGCUCCCGUCACCGUCAGACUGUCGCAGACCUACUUCAAUGACCCCGGUCGAAAUAUGAUCUUCCUGUGGACUGGCCUUGUUCUGGCUGGGCUGCUAAGCUUGACCGUCGAGUUCUACCGCAUCGAAACCUUCGCUUGUUCCAUGGAUGAUUUUGGGCAACCCAUGUCGUCCGAUCCAAGCCAGUUCAAUUACAUGAAUGCCGGUUGCGGCUUGGCUCUACCUUGCAACACCGGUCCCGCUGGGCCUUUUUCUCCUCUGCGACGCGGCGCUACCAAUGAGAUCUUCGUCAUACCUGCACCGGACAGGCUGACUUUCAACGCCGCAACGCUUGUCGCAGCAGCUUGCUGUGUCCCUGCCAUUCUCUCUCUGAUAUAUACCUGGAUCAAGAUCCUCGAAGUCAACUGGAAAAACAGCUACGGCCACCAUGACGAGCCCAUCUCUGGCACCAACGGCGCCACCAUCGGGAAGAUGAAGGGAGUCAACGCCGUCAUCCGAACCUUUCUCAGCACCGUCGAAGUCCCACUGUUUGGUGGAGCAGUGAUUGUGAUACUUGUCUUUGGCGAGCUAAACUUCUUCAGUCGUCAAGUCAACUUUCAAACUGAACCUAUGACUAGCAUUGGGAGGGAACUCAAUCGAAAUGACGCCAACAAGAAGCCGCUCAGUACCUGGGUCAAGACAGCAUAA
Anthostomella pinea is the source of this 1029-nucleotide messenger RNA. The record is from the annotation of a GenBank genome assembly. NCBI's taxonomy places the organism in Eukaryota, Fungi, Ascomycota, Sordariomycetes, Xylariales, Xylariaceae.